Molecule: messenger RNA, 1927 nt
Organism: Gavialis gangeticus (Gharial)
Lineage: Eukaryota; Metazoa; Chordata; Crocodylia; Gavialidae
Product: fatty-acid amide hydrolase 1-like
Exons: 15
Coding region: 68-1813 (581 amino acids)
Biological process (GO): fatty acid catabolic process
Molecular function (GO): amidase activity; fatty acid amide hydrolase activity
Source: RefSeq, a predicted model, not a curated record
GAUCCAGGGCUGGGAAGCAGCAGGGACAGGUCCAGCACCCAGGUCUGGUGCUCUCUGUGGGAGCAAGAUGCCUUUCCCCGGAAAGAUGUGGCUCAGCCCCCACCUGGGCACUGCGGUGCUGUGCUGCUUGGUGGUCACCAUCCAGCUGCUGCGCUGGAGGAGGAGGACAGCGCUCUGGAAGCAGGUGGAGGAAGCCAGGAGGAAGAGAGAGAAGAGGCUGGAGCAGAUGCAGAAGGCUGCCUUGACAUUUAGGGAGCAGAAUCCCGGGGUAGAAGCUGAUCGCGUCCUCUCUCUCCCUCUCAUGGAGCUCUCUGAGGAACUCAGGAAUGGGUCUCUUCCUCCAGAACAUGUCCUUUACACCUACCUGGACAAGGCCUUUCAAGUGAACAAGGAUGUCAACUGUCUAACUGACUAUCUCCAGGAAUGCGAGUCUCAGCUUCAGGAAGUGAAGAAGCAGGAGAAGAAGGGCUUUUUGUACGGGAUCCCGGUCAGCGUGAAGGACUCCAUUGACUGCAAGGGACAUGAUUCCACAUUGGGGUUUCUGAAGAAACUCAAUCGUCCUGCUGCGGAGGACAGUGUGGUGGUCCAGGUCUUGAAGAGACAGGGCGCCAUUCCCUUUGUGAAGAGCAAUGUACCUCAGGGCUUGCUGAGCUAUGACUGCAGUAACGUCAUCUUUGGGCCUACAGCGAACCCUUUGAACCCCACCAGAUCGCCCGGUGGCUCCAGUGGUGGAGAAGGGGCCCUGAUCAGGAGUGGAGGAUCCAUCCUGGGCAUUGGGACUGAUAUAGGAGGGAGUGUUCGAAUCCCAGCUGCUUUCUGUGGGCUCUGUGCAUUUAAACCCACUGCGUCCAGACUCAGCCAGAAAGGAAUGGUUGCCAUUCUUCGGGGGCAAAAAUCAGCAAUGCCAGCAAUCGGGCCCAUAGCACGGGAUGUGGACAGCCUGGCUCUGUGCAUGAGGGCACUCCUGUGUGAUGACUUAUUCCGCCUAGAUUCUUCUGUGCCUCCAAUGCCCUUCAAGGAGGAGGUGUAUGCCAGUUCAAGACCUCUCCGCAUAGGGUAUCACGAUACAGAUAGUUUAACUAUGGCCAUUCCUUCCAUGAGACGUGCAGUUCUGGAGACCAGGAAGCUUCUAGAGGACGCCGGCCAUACGCUGGUGCCUUUCACACCCCACUUCUCAGACGACUUUUUCUUUAAUAUUUGCCUAAAGGGAUUGUUUGCAGAUGGAAGUUCCACGUAUGUGGACAGCUUCAAAGGGGAGUUGGAGGAACCUUAUGCCAGACAGUUUCUUCUGAUGGCCAAGUUGCCUGAUUGGUUUAAAAAACUCAUAUCCUGGAUCACCGGACCAAUAAUGCCUCGGUUAUCAAAAAUGUUGGGAAGCCUGGUGACCAGGUCUGUGAAGGAAGUCUGGGUGCUCCAUAGUGAGAUUGAGGAGCAUAGGCAACAAUUCAUGGCUGACUGGAGGAAGCUGGAUCUAGAUGUGAUGCUGUCCCCCAUGUUGGGCCCUGCUUUUAAGGCUGGAUAUCCUUCGAAACUCGCAGUGCUCGUGAGCUAUACUGUUCUGCAUAACUUCUUGGACAUCCCUGUUGGGGUCGUGCCCGUCACUACAGUGACUGAAGAAGAUGAGGAAGCACUGAAGAGCUACAAGGGAUACCGUCAUGACCGGUGGGACAAGGUGCUUGUGAAGGCUGCUUGUGGAGCUGUGGGGCUGCCCUUGGCGGUUCAGUGUGUGGCUUUGCCAUGGGAAGAGGAGCUCUGCCUCCGGUUCAUGAAGGAGGUGGAGAGACUGACCCAACGAAAGCAAAAGCAUCUGUGAACAACGUGCACGCCGCAGAGCACAGGAUGAAGAAGGCCACCCUCCUCAACGCAUCCAUCUGGUUCAACCUGUAGGGACACAAUGUCUGUAUGGUUAAAUAACUCAAGGAUUGCU